AUGGCAAUCUUGACGGAACACUUUGCCGGCAAGUUUAAUAACUGACUUCCUUAUUACACCUUAUUAUUGGUGCCUACAUUCUUUCGCUCUGUGAUCGGUACGCUGAUAGCUUUUGCCUUCUCAACCCCGUUUGACAAAGCUCCUCUAAAUCUGCUCGUUGAAUUUCCUGGAUGUAUAUACCAGUGACCUAUUUGGUACUGUAGAAAAUAAUUCCAUACAGCUCCUAUAAAUGCCUCCUACGCUUGUUUUCAAGCCUUGAUUUAUGAGCAUGCCAGACCCGCUCAUACACACAAUAGGAUAUUUAACAGAUGAAAGGUAUCGGAAUUUACGAAUGAUUGACAUUCACUCGCAAACUUGUCAAUUGGGCGUGUGACCCGCACUGUUGUGGUUAGAAUCUCACUCGACUUCAUUCUGUCCGAAACGUCAGUAUGAAUACAACCUGGUCCAUGAAAUCGCCUUCUCUUCGGGGGAUGAUAAACAUGAUGUGCUCGUCCCGUUGUGCUGUGGGGUUCAAACCAUAGAACCCUGGCAGGCAGUCGCGUAGCGACAAGUAGUAUAGGUAGAUAGGGUAAUACCGACAACUCAAUGAUAGUGUCGCACACUCAGUGCCCAAAGAUCUCGGGUUCAAAUCACAGGUGCUCCACACUUGGGGCUGGGUAUGACUGGCAGAUGACGGCUGAUAAGCCGGAAAUAGCCAUUCCGGUCUCCCUAAUCUUUCCCGGUACUUUGCUCUCCGAACUUAUACCCUCUCAUCUGUCUUCGAAGACUCGAUAGGUAUUCGGCAUUAACUCGUUUGUAUCAAGCGGUCUUUAGUUAUUAUUAUCGAAGUUAAGACAUGGGAGUGAUGAUUUUGUUUCAUUUUAUGGCCUUCGUUUCGCAGCUGCGAAAGUUUAACUGAUUUUGCGUUAUAGUAUUCGUGUUGUAAUAACUGUCUCGAACCAAAUCUAGCGGUUGAAGUCGCCCUUAGUCACGAACUUACUGAGUGCACCAGUCCGCUCGACGGUGCACUUCACUUCUAUCUUAGAAAUGUAGGUCUUGUAAGAUAAAGCUGACAACAGAUUUCUCAGGUACAUCCGCUCAACGCCCAUUGUUUGUGAAUGUGCUUCGGCUUGAACAGUUUACAUUGGUCACGUUCGCGGUAGCUAACAACUCUUAUUUUUAUACGAAUGGCUAGUCGUUUUUUUUCAACGUUGGCACCAAACUACCCCUCACAAAUGACCCUCCUUAAUCUCUCUCGCUUUUAGGCAAAUGGCCGUUCUGGAUUAGUCCUCGUCAGGCAUUCAUUCGCGAACUUGUCAAGUGGGCGUGUGACCCGCACUUCUGUGGUUAGGAUCUCACUCGACCCCAUUCUGUCCGGAACGUCGGUAUGAAUACAGCCUGGUCCAUGAAAUCGCCUUCUUCGGGGGAUGAUAAACAGAACCCUGGCAGGCAGUUGCAUAGCGACAAGUAGUAUAGGUAGAUAGGGUGAUACCGACAAGUCAAUGCUAGUGUCACACACUCAGUGCCAAAGAUCUCGGGCUCAAAUCACAGGUGCUCCACACUUGGGGUUGGGUGUGUCUGGCUGAUGGCAGCUGACCCGCCGGAAAUAGCCAUUCCGGUACUUUGUUGUCCGAACUCUCACCUGUCUUCCAAGAUUCGAUAGAUAUUCGGCAUUAACUCGUUUGUAUCAAGCGGUGGUCAGUUAUUAUUAUCGAAGUUAAGACAUGGGAGUGAUGAUUUUGUUUCAUUUUAUGGCCUUCGUUUCGCAGUUGCGAAAAUUUACUGAUUUUGCGUUAUCGUCUCGAACCACAUUUGGUGGUUGAAGUCGCCCUUAGUCAAGAACUUGCCGAGUGCACCAGUCCGUUCGACGGUGCAGUUCACUUCUACCUUAGAAAUGUAGGUCUUGUAAGAGAAGCUGACAACAGAUUUAUCAGGUGCUUCCGCUCAACGCCCAUUGGUUUGUGAAUGUGUUUCGGCUUGGACACUGUACUUUGGUCACGUUCGCCGUAGCCAUACGAAUAGCUGGUCGUUUUUUUUCAACUAACUACCCCUCAUAAAUGACCCUCCUUAAUCUGUCUCGCUUUUAGGCAAAUGGCCGUUCUGGAUUAGUCCUCGUCAGGCCCUUGUGGUGCCUGUUGUAUCGGCUGUUGAUGAUUACGGUCGAGAGGUCCAGAAGAAGCUGCACGACGCCCACUUCAUGGUCUCAAUUGACACCGAUCCGGGUCGCACUCUCAACAAGAAGAUCAGGAAUGGACAGUUGGCUCAGUACAACUUCAUACUUGGUGAGUCGCCUUUCGCUCCUAAGUGCUGCAGAUGUAUGCGUGUCGGCCCGCCACUCUCACUUGCCGCCCUGUCUGCCUUGUAGUUGUGGGUGAGAAGGAGAAAGCCAAUGGCACCGUCAACGUGCGCACACGUGACAAUAAGGUUUUGGGUGAGCACAAGGUGGAGGACCUGAUUGAACGCUUCAACCGCUUCACCGAGACACGCACCCUCAGCGCCGAGACCGAGUUCUGA
Molecule: messenger RNA, 2493 nt
Organism: Spirometra erinaceieuropaei
Lineage: Eukaryota; Metazoa; Platyhelminthes; Cestoda; Diphyllobothriidea; Diphyllobothriidae
Source: the annotation of a GenBank genome assembly